UUUCAAAAUAGUGGACCGCGGUUCCCCGCAACGACGCCAAAAACUUGACUCGCACGAAAUUAUACUGCUAAUUAAUCCCGACUAGAUCCCAAGUUUUUAAACUCCAGCCGGUUGGAGUAUAGAGCAAUUAUUUAAAUUGUCAACCCGGGACAAUCCAUGUACCCCUACUUCAAUCGCUGGCGAAUGGGGUCGAGACCUUUUUGGUGCAAAGGAUGUGCACAAUCAUCAACACUCGGGCCGAUCGUCUCAACACCACGACGACAACCUCUAAAUGCUAGAGUUCACGAGAUUGUUGUCAUCACUAGCUUGUCCAGAGGUCUUAAACACGGGUUCAAAUGACUGGAAAUUGUCUUGGACAUGAGGAAAAGGUCUUUUGGGUGGUGGAAAACACAACAUGAGGUUCUCCACCUUCAACCUAAACCCGAAGGUUCUAUGAUUUUCCAGUAUUUCAAUGAUUGAACUUGUUAUUAUGGUUUUGUGUUCUAUUGGCAACUUUUUCGUGACAUCCAUCACUAGUUCCCCCCCCCCCCUCCUCCCCCACACUCAACCCAAUGGUUGGUUGGUUUAAUCGCGGUUAACCAAAUUUCUUAAUCCAACAUCGAGGUUUGCCCUAAAUUAACCUAGUUAGAAGACUUGAAAAGCCCUAGGGAUACCAACUCGAUUGAAACUCCCUUGGAAGGGGGGUUCCAUCUCUAGACUAGGUUACUGAUUUUGAGACCGCACUCGCCAUCACGAGUGCGGGUACUGAUGAUUUCCUUGAGCGUUGUCUUUUUCUAGUGGAACAUGCAUCGUAGGAGUUGCAGCUGGAGGAGAAGCUCGCAGAGCUAGAGGGAGCUGCGAUCGAGGGACGAGAGAAGUCAUUCAAGUCGAUCUCUAUCUCCCCCCGGAUCACCACAUCGUUGGAGGAGCUAGCAGAGCUGGAUCUUAAGCCCCUCCCCACUCACCUAGAGUGUGCAUUUCUCCGGGGAGGGGGGGGGGACUAGAGGCUAAUCAAUGUGUGACUUGGGCGUGUGGAACUCCUCUACGCGGGCAAGGCCACGCGGUCCGUGUAAGGGCCACUUCUAGCCAUGUGGGAUUUCCAGAGAUGCCACACGGGCUGGCCAGAUUUCCACACGACCGUGUCGUUCUGUCCGUGUAGCGCGCCCUGAGUCACUAAAUCAAACGUUGCGGUUUGGGAGUCACACGGGCAUGUUGGAAAUUUCGCACGGCUGUGUGACCUGGUCGUGUGAUCAUGGAAUUCUGGGUUUUUAACCCAAUUUUGGGUCUUUGAAGAGAGAACAUUUUUGGAGUAGAAAACAGAGUCCUAGAAAGAGAAAGUGCGAAGAAUAAACCCUAGGACUGAUUUUGGAGAUGGGUUUCAUCAAUCAAGCUUGGAUUUCGUCCUUGGAGUGAAGAUUAUCAUCCCAGAGCAGAUUCUUCCCAUCGUCAUGCUUUCGUUAAUCCCAAAAUCCAGCUAUAUAAGCUGAAAGAAGAUUUAGAGUUAGCUGAGCUUCUUCUCCACAUUUCGUUUGCAAAUCGUUACCACAACACAGUGAGUACGCUCUGCUUGCUGAUGAUCGAUUCCUACCUUUCGCAUUUCUGUUGUCGUUCUGCGGUCGCUCAUCUGUAAGUCUCUCCUGGCUGUUUAUGCUCGUUUCUUUUUAGUUAGUCGGGGAGGGGGAAGGGAAGGGAACUCUGGUGCUCUAUGUUUUCACUUCCCAAUAGCAAUUCUCUUCAAAGUUCUGUGUUCAUUCUUCCGAUUUUUCUUGGAAUUCAAACUGUAUUUUGUUAUGCUUUUGGUCUUGUUACUCACUUCUACAUGUCCACCUCCUGCAAUCUCUUCUACCAUCAGGACGGUACAUCAGUCCACGAAGUCAAUCAAACCUUUCUGCACAGGAAUGAGGUUUUGCAGGAGCUGAAAAUCAACCUCCAAAAUGUGCAAUCUAGGAUGAAGCAACAGGCGGAUAAGGGUGCGAGGGAUGAGACUUUCGAAGUGGGUGACAUGGUGUUCCUUCGCCUACACCUUUUUCGGCAACAUUCAGUUUACCGCCGAGCCUCUCAAAAGCUCGCAGCUCGCUUCCAUGGACUAUAUCAAGUGACUGAACGCAUAGGCCCCUUCAAGUGAGCUUUGAAGGGGCGAUUGGCUGCAGAGGAGGCUUUGGAGCAGUUGCACAUCAACUAGGAGGAAGACAUGGGGAAUCCAAACGAUAAUGCGGUUGUCCCCGAUGAGCACACCAUGGGACACUACUGGACUGCCAUAGUCGCGAACAUGAGGUUGCCCAUCCAACACCCUCAAGUUGCAGCAAUAACUUUGAGGUGAGCACCUCUGUCAUCACCAUGCUGCGUGACUUGGUGGUAUUCCGUGGAAAGGAGGGGGAGUGUCCUAGAUCGUGCAUCUCGAAACUGUUCCAACACUUGACCGAAAACCAGAAUUCUUCAUGUUAGGUGAGAUGGCUUCUUUGGCAAGCAAUUGUGACUUGUAGAUUGAUCCAAUUGGGAUCAUAUAAGGCCCCCCUUCUUCAAAAAGCUUUGCCCUCAAAGCUUGUAUGAUUCUGCAAGCCAAAAUACGAUCAGAAGGUACCCAUUUUGGCACUAUAGGCGAUGUUGGGUUGACCUUCCAUACAUGACGACUUUUCCACUAGCGAUACUCAGCGGUUAGAUUCUCGAUGUUGUUCGCCUUCCGCCAUAGGUAAUCACUAAUAUCUUUCUAGCAUCCUUUUUUCGGAAGUUUUGUUCGUCUUGGAGCGGUCAAUUUAGGGUAAAAGAACAGUUCGUUUGGAUCCGAUGCUCGAUCUUUUGAACGUAUUGAUGGCCUCGGACACGUUAGCCACUAUAUUAAGUGUAUUGUAGCUUAACUUAUAUUUUUCCAGAGUUGAUUGAUUCUUUGCGAUGGAGAUUCAACACUCCAAAUUGAAGGAUUUUUUGUUUCCAGAACCCUAAGAAGUCACCUGCAUGCACACCAAAUGGACACUUAAGUGGAUUUAGCUUAUGGUUAUGGCCUCUCAAACGUAAGAAGGCCAUGCGAAGAUGAGAUAAGUUCGUUACUUUCCAAACCACUCUCUUUCUCUUUCUACUUCCUUUCUCUCUCUUGGUGUUUCUUGCGAAAUUCUGUGGAACCUUUCAAGAGAGAAUAUAUUGACGACAUGAGAAGCGUUGUAGGAAGCGAGGACGAGGAAGCCGUUGGAUUUAAGUGCAUCUAACGGCUAUACUCUCUAUCCUUUCCGAGAAGGAAAGCCCUUUAAAGGAGUUCUACGGAUUUUUGUAGCCGUUGGAAAGACAGAAAGCAGUGUGUUUAAAGUUGUAUCAUAAUAUUAAAGGCAUAACUUCAAGAUUUACCAUAAAGGCAAAAACUAAAGCACCAAUGCUUGAAAAGCAUUCUAAACGGCGACCAAGUGUAAUCGCAGAAUGGAAAUGCAGUAUAGUGGAAUCAAGUAAUAAAUAUCAAGCCAGGGCCUAGAUGUACUGCCUACUCCGUGAUUAUCUAUUAUCUAGCGGGAAAGAAAGCAAUAAAUUGUCUGGUUUCCUGAAGCAAGAGAAUAGUCACUCAGGAAUGAGUCCCCCUAGCUUCUAGUUAAGUCAAAGUUGUAAUUUCCUUUGGUUGAUUUACUGUUGAUUAAACUGCGGAAGACCCGGCAGUAGCUUGGAAUCUCUUAAACUGACCAAGCCCACUUAGACAGACUAACCAGCAGACGACUAGUCUUCACCGGGAUAGAAAGCUAAGGCAAUUGACACAGAACUCCACUACUGGAGUUGGAUUCCAGUACAAAACAGUGAAUCGACUAACUCUCGUGUAAUCAAUUCACUGCCCGUAUUUUUCACUUCCUCAGGCAUCUUCACGGGUUUGGCUCGGCAUAAUUUUUACGGUCAGGAGCAAGCAAAAUACGACCGUAAUUAGUGAUGGCAAUGGGGCGGGGCGGGUACCUCAAUUCGCAUGCCCCCACCCAACGCUACUACGGGGCAGGGCGGGUAAAACCCGCGCGGGUACGGGUCGGGUCGACCAACUCUUACAUGUUAUUCGAAAAAAAUACAAGUAAAUUUUACUUUUUACGAUAAAAUGAAGGGUAAAACACUUU
Linum trigynum is the source of this 4052-nucleotide messenger RNA. Lineage: Eukaryota; Viridiplantae; Streptophyta; Magnoliopsida; Malpighiales; Linaceae. The record is from the annotation of a GenBank genome assembly.